AAUAAGCUGAGGAAGCUGUUGUUGCAGAAAGAGAUGUGGACGCUGCCUUUGCAGUAUGUGUGUGUGUGUGUCAAUGCCUCGUCCGCACCAUCUUGAUGACAGAUGUGUAGAACUGUGAGUUGGGUAAGUUUGUGGGGUCUAGGAUCGGUACUCUGCUGGAAGAUUCUCCGCAAAUUGUGGUAUUUCCAGUGCCUUUAAUAGCACGGCCAUGCACUGAGGGGGGGAUCCACUCAUUCUGCUCAAUUGUAUCAUCUGCGGUGGAUUGAUAUAUGUAUUGGACGAUGGUUGUGAACGGCAACUGUGUCCAUCGACUCCGCUUCAUGAGUUGUCAUGCAAUCCGGUCCUGCAAGUCCAUCCGUGUUUUCACGCAAUCAGUUCCGGUAUCUGGACCCAUCCGGAUUUCAAUUUCAACGUCAGGUAUGGCAGAGGGCCACUCCCAGCAAUCAAUGGCUAGCGAAGUGCAUCCGUUGGCAGCUUCAGGCUUCAAUGCUGAUCAGAGAAUUUAUGAAUCGGCUCGACCAAGCUACCCAGCAGCUGUGUUAAAGAUGGUGAAGGAAGAAAUUGUGGUUCCUCUUGGUAACCCCACCACAGCCUCGAGUCUCUCGGUGCUGGAUCUAGCCGCGGGUACCGGAAAGUGGACGCGACUAAUUCUUCCUUUAGGCAUUGGUCAGAUUGUUGCUGUUGAGCCCUCUCCUGGCAUGCGCCGCGAGUUUCAGCUCGUUUGUCCUAACGUUACCAUCCUCGACGGCUCGGGUACUGCUAUUCCACUGCCAGAUGCAAGCGUGGAUGUCAUCUUCAUCGCACAGGCAUUUCACUGGUUCGCAAACGUUGAUGCAUUGACCGAGAUGCACCGCGUGUUGAAACCGGAAGGAACAGUUGUCAUGAUUUGGAACCUGGAAGACAUGAGGACUUCCUGGGUUGCAAGGUUACGUGGUGCCUAUGAGAAACACGAAGCUGGUAGUCCUCAGUACAGAUUAGGGCUGUGGCGGAGACCCUUUGUAGAGCCAGAUAUGGCGAAGGUGGUGUCAAAAAUGUUCCAUUUACCAUUUCAUGAACGGCAAGUCAGCCACUCUGUGUCGAACACGAAAGAUGAUGUGUGGCAACGCGUCCUCAGCAAGAGUUACGUUGCAGUUCUCAGCGCUGAGCAGAAGGAAGAGCUGAAGAAAGAAGUGGACCAUAUUUUGUCAGCAGAGGAUGUACACUGGGAUAAUGGAGAGGGUACCGAAAAAGUGGUGCAGUAUCCUUAUACAACUGAUGUCGUAUGGUUCAAGAAGCUCUCGUCAGACGUUUUACCUCAAAAUGCGAGUGCCUUCACCCCCUUUUUUUAUGAAAAAGGCUUCGAACCCUAUGUCACUUGAUCCUGCAAGUCGCCGUGGCGUUUCCUUUGACCAUCUCCAGUGCAGAGUUGGACAAAAUUAUCGGAACUGAACAGGUUCAGCUUUGGUUUUUCAUGAGUCCAGAGUCAGCAUUGUUUUUUGGAUCCAGCAUCGCACUGUUUUAGUGCGAGGCACAUUGAUUUGUCCAUUCUGUGAAUUUCUAAUUCAAUUAUGUCCUUACAAGUCAUUCAUUCUACAUUUUGGCUGCUUGGUACGAUGCUUAUGUGGUCUUACGUGCUGCAACCUAUUGUGGAUAUCUUUCCUCGCAGUUGUAGAUUGAAUGCGAUGCUUUGGGAUUUGCGCGCAUUCAAGCAUUGAUGCAGUCUUCCUAAUUGACUUCUGUGGGGAAAUAUUUGUGGGAGAGUUCAGGUGGAGACAAUCUCGACUCCUCUUCAAGAAUCGAAGAAAUACGCCAGGGUAAUCCGCGCUUGAGUUCUGGUCACAGUUUCUCGGUGUAAAACGACCUUAUAAAAUGCAUCUGUUAACACCUGCAUUCAAAAGCAAUCAGCGAACUACAUCGCAUAAUUUUUUUAUUCUAGAAAUCUUCGCAUCAAAUUUUAAGGUGUGGCAAGCGCGUAAUUGACCUCAGUGGGAUAAAAACAUCAACCGGUUAAUCGUAAUGCGUCACUGACGUUGAUGCCUACACCGUCAAGUCGCGAACUUGCGGUGACCCAGUUACCAUCAUUCUGUGCAUGAGAUCUACCGAAAUCAACCUGGUGCGACAUACCAACAAAUGAAAGUCUGCGUGCAGACCUCCAAGCACAUCCUCCUCGAUGACACCCAUCAGCUACAGUGAGAUGCUCCACCUUGUCGUUGUAUUCUCGGAUUGGAUCACUGCUGUCAUGUCCCACUGAAGUCGGCAUAUGUGCUGCGGAGAUCGGCAUGGCACAAACAUGAAGAAUGCAGCGAUUUCAUGCAAAUUUGAAGGUGAGUUUCACUAACAGAUUAGCAGAAGACUAUGUUGCCCCGCUAGAAUUUAUCCAUGCUGAAGUGGGUGAUCAUUGGGAGGAGGUGGAGAUAACUCAUAUUAAAACAGGGAGAUAAAAAGUUGUCACUAACAAAGAUUGCCAACUAAAAUUAGACCUAGUUAUACACAUAUACUUAUAUUAGUUUAACAGAAGUACAAAAAGUAUUUGAGAGUACAUUUUAGUGUAUAGAUUUCAUCAUUUCUAUUAUCUUCUACAAUGUUACUACAAUUACCAUCAUUCUAAUGAAAGCUCAUGUUGGCAUCAAAAAGCAUUCUAUGAC
Molecule: messenger RNA, 2624 nt
Organism: Physcomitrium patens
Lineage: Eukaryota; Viridiplantae; Streptophyta; Bryopsida; Funariales; Funariaceae
Product: putative methyltransferase-like C25B8.10
Molecular function (GO): S-adenosylmethionine-dependent methyltransferase activity
Source: RefSeq, a predicted model, not a curated record